Neohortaea acidophila is the source of this 1065-nucleotide messenger RNA. RefSeq lists its product as uncharacterized. Bases 1 to 1065 code for a protein of 354 amino acids. The record is from RefSeq and is a predicted model, not a curated record. Lineage: Eukaryota; Fungi; Ascomycota; Dothideomycetes; Mycosphaerellales; Teratosphaeriaceae. The transcript has a single exon.
AUGGCGGCCCCCAGCUAUUAUUACCAGGUGCCCUACGGUCAGCCCAAUCCUUACCAUUCCGCGCAGCCCAUUGGACACAUAUAUUGCUAUCCUGCGACUGGCGAACAAAACUUCCAUCCCUAUCCCGCGGUCCCAGGGGCUGUUGUUCCAUACCAGCAGCACGCAUGGCAGCCGACGAGUUCCAGUCAGGCACAGGGGUUUCAUCAGGCGGUUGCCGGACCUUCGAACCCGCCGCCGAUGCCGAUGCCGAUGGGCGGAGCGUCGAACGACUUCUCACAACCUGUUGGAAAUUUUGGCCAUCCGUCCGUUGCGAACCACGCUGGACUUCCUCCCAACGAAGGACAGCCCCUCCCACCCUCCAAACCGCGGCACCAAGCCCCACCACCACCACCAAGACCGAAGAUCCGCGACCCUCUGGCUCAGCGCCCCGGCGAAGGACUCUGGGACGUCGGCGAGCGCCUGCACCACCAAUUGAACAUCGACGAGCAGACCGACAGAGAGCUUGAUCCCAACAAUUUCAUCUUCGACGGCCCCUUCAACAAUAUCUCUGGAGCGGAGAUUGCAGACGUAAAGGCCCAGUGGCUCGAGAACACACCUAUGGCAACACGGGAUAGUCUGCGCCAGAUCUAUCUCUUGACCCUCGACGACAGGGGCAGGCAAUUCUUCAUCGACAACAAUACGGACCCGCUUGAUCGCCUGUACUUCGCCAACAUCCGCCGCCACUAUGCGCAACAGAUGAAUGACCGAGUGGUGCCGGUGGAGCGCUGGGCGUGGUUCCUCGAGGAAAUCAGCAAGCAGACGUCCAAGGCGAAGGCGUGCUUCACGCAGCAUCCGCACAAGCCAACGGCCGAGAGAUACAACCACGACAUCGAGAAGUUGCGCAAGGUGACGAAGCACGGGCGGUUGGCGCUCAAGCGAUGCUGGAUGUUUGGCAUGGGCCUGUUGAACGUAACGGAGCAGUACGGGUGGUUGCAGGCCGCGUUCGGAAAGGAGGUGCUUGAGGCGCGGCAGAGACGGGAUGCCGAGAGGCAGCGGAUUGAGUCGCAGAGGUCCGCUUGGGGGUAA